Molecule: messenger RNA, 384 nt
Organism: Pocillopora meandrina
Lineage: Eukaryota; Metazoa; Cnidaria; Anthozoa; Scleractinia; Pocilloporidae
Source: the annotation of a GenBank genome assembly
CGACCAAAAGACACCGUCGACCCGGCUAAACAAGAUGGUGUAGUUCACAGGAUUCCCUGUGAAUGCGGCAAGGUGUACAUCAGAGAGACUGGAAGACCUAUGCAAGACAGAAUUAAGGAGCACGAUCGAGACAUUCGACUUGCCCGCACCGAGACCUCCGCCGUUUCAGAGUAUGCCCACAACACCGGACACAAGCCACUCUGGAACGAAGUAAAGUUUAUUGAUCGUGACCCUUAUUACUACACACACAGGGUCAAAGAGGCAAUUCAUAUAAGACUUUAUACUAACAACAUCAACAGGGAUAGUGGAAUAGAAAAUUCCAGAAGCGUGGAUGCCCACGAUCAAAAAACACAACUACAAGAGAGCCAUGCAACAGCGGACUGC